This is a messenger RNA of Nannospalax galili (Upper Galilee mountains blind mole rat), 2540 nucleotides long. It is a transcript of the gene Hdac10, whose product is annotated as histone deacetylase 10. Gene Ontology annotation, molecular function: histone deacetylase activity. The transcript is spliced from 18 exons. Lineage: Eukaryota; Metazoa; Chordata; Mammalia; Rodentia; Spalacidae. Gene Ontology annotation, biological process: chromatin organization. Gene Ontology annotation, cellular component: histone deacetylase complex. The coding region runs from base 260 to 2437 and encodes 725 amino acids. The record is from RefSeq and is a predicted model, not a curated record.
GCCGGAAGUCUGGCCUUGGAAGCCACGCGGAGGACCCGGCUUAGGUUUGGUCCCUUCUAAGUGCGCUUCUGCCCUCUAUCUGGGCCUGGGCCUGCGCUGGUGUGUUCUUGCCCAGGUCUAGCGUCUGCUCCUGGCCUCUGCCCCAAAGCGUGAGACUUUUUCUAAACGUGCUACAAGGUGGGAAGCGGGCAGUGCAGGCACCUGCCAGCAGAAGGCGUUUUAUUAAGCCAGAGUGGAGCAAAGUGACCACGGUGUAGCCAUGGGGACCGCACUCGUGUACCACGAGGACAUGACGGCCACCCGGCUGCUCUGGGAUGACCCGGAGUGCGAGAUUGAGUGCCCGGAGCGCCUGGUUGCAGCCCUGGAUGGCCUGCGGCAGCAGGGCUUAGAGCAGAGGUGCCUGCGCUUGUCAGCUUACAAAGCAUCAGAGGAAGAGCUGGGCUUGGUGCACAGCCAGGAAUAUGUAGCCCUGGUGCGGAAGACUCAGACCCUGGACCAGGGAGAACUCCAGGCACUGUCUAAACAGUUUGAUGCUGUUUACUUCCACCCGAGUACGUUUCACUGUGCCCGGCUGGCUGUGGGGGCUGCACUGCAAUUGGUAGAUGCUGUGCUUACAGGAACUGUGCAGAAUGGGCUUGCCCUGGUCAGGCCUCCAGGGCAUCACAGCCAGAGGGCAGCUGCCAAUGGAUUCUGUGUGUUCAACAAUGUGGCUAUAGCAGCCAAACAUGCCAAGCAGAAAUACGGACUGAACAGGAUCCUCAUUGUCGAUUGGGAUGUCCACCAUGGUCAAGGGACCCAGUAUAUCUUCAGUGAUGACCCCAGUGUCCUUUACUUCUCUUGGCACCGCUAUGAGCAUGGGUGUUUCUGGCCAUUCCUUCAAGAAUCUGAUGCUGAUGCAGUUGGACAGGGGCAGGGCCGAGGCUUCACUGUCAAUCUGCCUUGGAACCAGGUCGGGAUGGGAAAUGCUGACUAUUUGGCUGCCUUCCUGAAUGUGCUGCUCCCCCUGGCCUUUGAGUUUGACCCUGAGCUGGUGCUGGUCUCAGCAGGAUUUGACUCAGCCAUUGGGGACCCUGAGGGGCAGAUGCAGGCCACACCUGAGUGCUUUGCUCACCUCACACAGCUGCUACAGGUGUUGGCUGGAGGCCGGGUCUGUGCUGUGCUGGAGGUAACUAGGGGGCAGCCAGGAAGCCCAAGGGCCAGAGGAGGGUGUGGGAGCCAGAUGCAAGGUGCAGUCUGGUGGGGUGUUCUGCCCAGAACAGCCAGCCAUACCAGUGACACCCCUCCCUGUCCUGUUUUAACAUUCCUCCUAGGGUGGCUACCACCUGGAGUCCCUGGCACAGUCAGUGUGCAUGAUGUGCCUUGGAGUCCAUCCAGCGUGUCCGGGCAGCCCAGGCCCCUCACUGGACAAGCCUCCAACAAGGUCAGCCUGAACCUGGGCUGGUGGGUCAACUUUGGGCUUCUAUUUGGUGGCUGUCAUUCUGAACUUCUCUUAGAUGUGGCUCCAGUGCUGAGUCCCAGCACCUACUCCUCAGAGGGGAGGUCCCUGCCCCUGCUUUCUGAGGAUCCCACAAACGAGGUAGCUGGAGACAGACUGAGCCCCUUUCUAGACCGACUGGCCCUCUGCCCCACACCUCCAGUCCACACAGCUGUUGCUCUGACUGUGCCAGCUGCUACCCUGGCCUUACCCCCUGGAGUGCUCCAUCAAGAGGGGUCACCCUUGAGAGAGGAGACAAAAGCCUGGGUCAGGCCACAUGAGUCUCUGUUCCAGGACAAGGCUCUUGCUGCACUGGAGAAGAUCUUGUAUCUCUUAGAUGGAAUCUUGGAUGGGCAGGUAAACAGUGGCUUAGCUGCUAUGCCUGCCCUUGCUGCAGCAGCUACCUUGGGUGUGAUCAUACAAAGAUGCCUAUCCCUCGGAGCUCAGAGGCUGUUCUGUGUGGCCCUAGGACAGCUGGAUCGACCGCUGGACCUUGCAGAUGACGGGAGAAUUCUGUGGCUGAAUAUCACCGGUGAGGAGGCAGCCACCCAGUCAAUGUUCCACAUUACCACUCCAUUGCCAGGGACCACCGGAGGGUUUCUGAGCUGCAUCUUGGGUCUGGUACUGCCCCUGGCCUAUGGCUUUCAGCCUGACAUGGUGCUGGUGUCCCUGGGGCCUGCGCAUGGCCUGCAGGACCCCCACGCUGCUCUCUUGACUGCAAUGCUUCGGGGACCAGCAGGGGGUCGAAUUCUGGCUCUAGUGGAGGAGGAUUCCAUACCCCACCUUGUAAGGACCCUGGCACGGGUGCUGCAUGGAGAAGCACCUCCCAAUCUGGGCCCUUUCUUGAUGGCCUCGCCAAAGGACAUCCAGGCCCUGAUGUAUCUAAAAGGGAAGCUGGAGCCCCAGUGGAAGCUGCUGCAGGUGGCAGCCCCUCUUCCAGGGCCGUGUUCUCUGGUAGCUUGAAAUCGGUCGAAUUCGGUGAUUGUCUCUGGAGAAGAGCGCAUUCGGGCCCCAGAGAUCUACGUCCCCUCGACAGCCCGCCCACGCUCCCUACCUACGGAACAAU